Messenger RNA from Ilex paraguariensis (yerba mate), 1437 nucleotides. Lineage: Eukaryota; Viridiplantae; Streptophyta; Magnoliopsida; Aquifoliales; Aquifoliaceae. The record is from the annotation of a GenBank genome assembly.
AUGACAUUUCUUACUAUCAUGCUGUACGAUGCAACCAGGACACUCUUAGAUAGCAGGUUUCUUAAAAAGGAUGAAAUAAUCAGGUCUGGUGAAUCAUUAGCAUUUGAUGCUCACUUGGUGGACAUUGGAGAGACUGAAGAGAUCCAUAAAGCUCCAAUGGGCUUGAAAGCUCCUGAAAGAAACUGCAGGGUAGUUGGAAAUAGAGGAACACUGCAUGAACAAGAAGACGAGGCCCACAAUGGCUCUCCUGUUGUUGAAUGGGAUGCUAUGUACAUGAGCCAUAUAACUCAGAAAAACAAGAAGUACCACAACGGUAUCCUUUUACUUGCACUUUGUGGUUCCUACCAAAAGCAGGUUACUCUAUUGACUGAAGAUGGGAACAUUUUGAGCCGCAAAUUCCUCAAGUUAUUAGAAGAUGUGACUACUGGAAGUGCAUUAAAACUGCCAAAUUAUUUGGUGGAGGUUCCUGAACUUCCCUUCUGUGAAUGUUUUAACUCGGAUGUUUUAGGAGAGUCUCGGAAGAAUGCUUCCCCUUUAAAACAUGUGGAUUCAAACUUUAGAAGCUACGGGACUGACAAAAUCAAAUUUAGUAGAAGAGUACCUGCAAAGCAGCCUUUUCGAGAUGUGCAUGAAAUUUUGUCCAUUCUCAAGAAACCCAUUAUUCAGGAGCGUUUUGGCAACAUGGAGAGGGCAUCUCUAGAGAAGCGCCAUGCUUCACAAUCUUCAGGUUUUUUUCAUUCUGAAAUUCAGAAUCAGGUAGAGGAACAAACUGUGCAGGACUUCUAUCAUAAGAGAAGUGCCACAGAGGACUGUGAUAAAGAAUUUACUGCUACGCACAACUACAGUGGUGAGAUUUCAAAAUCCAAAGCUGUUGACAAUGAUCCUUCGAUUGAGAUCAGCGAGUCAGCAGAUUCUAACAACAGAGGAGACUCACAACCAAAAUUUUUUACUUCAUCCAGCUUCACUCUGGGAUCAGGAGAAUCAGAGAUCUCAGGACUCAUGGUUAAUGAUGUAGUGUGCACAGAGUCUGAUAGAAGUAGGACAAGGCCAAAUGCUCCUGUUGUGGAGGCUCAAGUUUGGGAUGCUCUUAAAUUGGAUUCUGAGGGCCCACCGCCAACUGCAUCAGUGCUGCCAGAUAUGUCAAAUGGAAUUGCAGAAAAAAGGGAUUACCCUGAUUUAAUGCCUUCCAAAGGGAAAUCUGGCUUUAGUACCAGUCAUUUAUCCAACAAAGUGAAACCCGGAAACUUCCCCCAGCCUUGUGCAGUUAACAUGGGAAAUUAGUGCUACAUGUCAUGAAGCUCCUGAGCCUUGUGACAGUGAAAGGAAGAGUUGCGAGGAGCCCACAGGCACGAGAAAAAUGGAUGAGUUUCCAUGUUUUGAUCUUGGAUUUUGAACAAAGGCCACAUCGUAUUCUUUUCCUUUUGUGUGUCUGCUAUA